CAAAUGCAAGUUUAAUAUGGCGCAGUACCAAAUCCAUAAGCAUUAGGAAAUGCUAUCGGAAAUGCUAUAGCUGGACAAAUACAAUAAUAUGGAGCUUAGUUUUUCACGGCCGAUGUAAGGAAAGUAUAUUAUUUUUAGCCAUUUGCAGGAGUGAACUAUAUGCUCAUUAAUCAAAAACCAGAGUAAGGAAUCGACAAUAAUCAUUAGCUGCGUAGAAUGCAUAUGUCCAUGCAUUGGGGAAAAGAAAAACAGUUAUCAAAUUUCAGUCUCUGAACAAACAGGACACCUUGCGUAAUAGUAGCUUGGAAUUAUAUAAGAGGAAUCCGAAUGUGCUCAAAGGUUCUUUUGUUAAUGCUGGAGAGCUCUAGAUCUAUUAUUCAUCAACAAUCAAAAUCAAAUCAUGUUCAAAGCACAACGUAAGGCAAAAUUUAUAUUUUAGGAAUUUAUAAAGUUCCUUCAGUUUUAUGUUUACCAUGUGAGAGACCGGAAAUGGUUGUGUCUCGUGACUCUGAAGUGAUAGGAUAUCUCAAGUAACCCUUCAUGUGUUGUGGAAGAUCGGAGUAACUUAUCACAUCUAUAUCUAGAUGCCCAUUACCAAUCCUUGAGGAGAUUGAUAUUUGUGACCCCUCAGGCAAUACAAGGUAUUUCAUUUCUGGAGAAUUUGUUCAAUGCGGUUGUGUUACUAGAAUGUGUGCCAUACCAAGGUGUACGGGUCCUUGUUAAUACAUUGACUAUGACAUUUAUAACCCUAUGAAAUAGAAAGUAGGAAGAAUUAGAAAUAUUUUUAAUGGUUGCGCAUAAGAAUAUUGUAGCAAGGCUGAUAAAUUUUUAGUAGAAUUCCCACUUCAAUGCACUUCUUAAGACAAAUGCCUAAUUCUUUUUGCUGCUAUCACAAUUGAUUAUGAUAACUUUGAAUAUACAUUUUGCAAUUUGCCUUGA
This is a messenger RNA of Paramecium octaurelia, 939 nucleotides long. NCBI's taxonomy places the organism in Eukaryota, Ciliophora, Oligohymenophorea, Peniculida, Parameciidae. The record is from the annotation of a GenBank genome assembly.